AGGAGAAAGCGGAGGCGGAGGCCGAAGGCGGCAGCGGGAAGGAACGGGGCCGAGACGGGGGACUCUGCGUGAGGCAGCCAGGCCGCUUUCCUUCCCUCCUUGCGGGGCUCCUUGAGGCCUCUUUCCGGGACGACGGCGGCGGCCGUGCCUGAAGCCGCGCUGGGAGGCCGGGAAGGCGCGGAAAUUGAGGCCGGGGAUCGAGCGCGGCCUACUGCGGGGCCUGGCCCGCCCCUUCCCGCCGGGCCCAGCCUGGCUCGGCCCUCCUCCUCUUCCUCGGCUCCCGCGUUUUGUGUCUCGGCUGCCAUCGGUCCGAUACGGCGGGGGGAGUUAGAAUGGAACAGACUGAAGGCCCUAUGAGAAAAAGGGAAAGCUAAGGAUGCUGGAGCAGAACAAUGGAUUUCUCCUUCUCUUUCAUGCAAGGGAUCAUGGGAAACACAAUUCAGCAACCACCUCAACUCAUUGACUCGGCUAACAACCGCCAAGAGGAUGCUUUUGACGCCAGCAGUGACAUCACUGAAGAUGGCAGGCAGACACCAUACGAAGCCGCCCUUGCUUUGCAGCAAGGUUUUCAGUAUCCUACGCCAACCACAGAGGACCUCCCGCCCCUCAUUAAUGGAUUCCCACCAAUCAGCAUGUAUGAACCCCAAGCCAAAUAUCAGUCGUACAGUCAGUAUCCCAAUGGCUCAGCCAAUGGCUUCGGCUCAGUUAGAAACUUUAGUCCACCUGAGUAUUAUCAAAUGGAGAACUCUAACUUAAGGGCACAUGAAAUCCUGGAAAAACAGUCUCCCCCACAGCCUCCGCCUCCUUCCGUAUCCCAAACGGUGAUCCCAAAGAAGACUGGUUCACCAGAAAUCAAAUUAAAAAUAACCAAAACUAUCCAGAACGGCAGGGAAUUGUUUGAGUCCUCUCUAUGCGGGGACCUUUUAAAUGAAGUACAAGCAAGUGAGUAUGCGAAGUCAAAGCAUGAAGGGAGGAAAGAGAAAAGGAAAAAGAGUAACAAACAUGACGCCUCUCACUCAGAAGAGCGCAAAUCACAUAAAAUUCCAAAACUAGAGCCAGAGGAACAAAAUAGACCAAAUGAGAGACUUAGCACACCGCCUGAAAGACCAAGGGAAGAACCAAUAGUGGUGGAUGAAACUCCGGCACAGCAAGUCUCUCCUUCUCAUCCAACACAAGUAGAGAGUGAUGUCAAUUUUGAGGUUGGCGAUCUUGUCUGGUCCAAAGUGGGGACAUAUCCAUGGUGGCCCUGCAUGGUUUCAAGAGACCCACAACUUGAGGUUCAUACCAAAAUUAACACAAGAGGUGCACGAGAAUAUCAUGUUCAAUUCUUUAGUAAUCAGCCUGAGAGGGCAUGGGUGCAUGAAAAGCGGGUACGAGAGUACAAAGGGCGUAAACAGUAUGAUCAGUUGGUGGCAGAAGCGACUAAGCAAGCCAACCAGUCUGAAAAACUAAAGAUUCGCAAACCAAGGCCACAGAGAGAGCGUGCACAGUGGGAUAUUGGUAUUGCCCAUGCUGAGAAAGCAUUGAAAAUGAGCCGGGAAGAGAGGAUAGAACAGUACACCUUCAUCUAUGUAGAUAAGGAGCCUGUGGAGGGUUUGACAAAACCCAAGAGAACUGGUGUGCCUAAGGCAGAGAUUAAAAAGAAUCGUCGAUCUAAACCGUCACCUAGUCCACAGCCAGAACAGACCAGUGAGGUUUUGGCAACAUCCUCUCCAUCCAAUACUGAGGUGCGGAGGCAUAGUCAGAGAAGGCAGCCUAGUGUGGAAGAAGAGCCGCCUCCCGUGAAAAUAGCAUGGAAGACUGCUGCAGCCAGAAAAUCCUUACCAGCAUCCAUAACCAUGCAUCAGGGCACCUUGGACCUUCAGAAAUGUAAUAUGUCUCCAGUUGUUAAAAUUGAACAAGUUUUUGCUCUUCAGAAUGCAGCUGGGAAUGGAAAGUUCAUUGAUCAGUUUGUUUACUCUACCAAGGGUUUAGGAAACAAACCAGAAAUAAUAAUCAAGGGACAUGACAAACUUACUUCUGUCUCAAGCCAGCGAAAUGAGAGAGCCUCUUCACAGAGGUCACCCUCUCCUGAAACGUCUUCUGGGUUGGCAAGUUCUGUAGAAAAGAAGCAACAGAGAAGAUCAAUACGAACUCGCUCAGAGUCUGAGAAAUCCACAGAAGUUGUGCCAAAGAAGAAGAUCAAAAAGGAGCAGGUAGAAACAGCCCCACAGACAGCAAUGAAGACUGGAUUACAGAAAGGUGCCAGUGAGAUUUCAGAUUCUUGUAAGCCUUUAAAGAAAAGGAGUCGUGCUUCAACAGAUGUGGAACUGACUAGUUCAGCAUACAGAGAUACGUCUGAUUCUGAUUCAAGAGGGCUUAAUGAUCUACAGGGUAGCUUUGGAAAGCAGUCGGACAGCCCAUCAGCUGCAGCAGAUGCUGAUGCUUCAGAUGUACAAUCUGUGGACUCCAGUUUAUCAAGAAGAGGUUCUGGGACUAGUAAAAAAGACACUAUUUGUCAGAUUUGUGAAAGCUCUGGCGAGUCCCUAGUACCUUGUGAAGGCGAAUGCUACAGAGUCUUCCACACUGAAUGCUUGGGACUCAGCUCACAGCCUGAUGGGAAGUUCAUCUGUUCGGAAUGCAAAAAUGGGCAGCAUACAUGCUUUUCCUGCAAGGUUCCUGGCAAAGACGUGAAACGCUGCUCUGUCAACACCUGUGGUAAAUUUUACCACGAAGCCUGUGUGCGCAAGUUUGCCACAGCUGUCUUUGAGUCCCGAGGAUUCCGUUGUCCACAGCAUUGCUGUACUGCCUGCUCUGUAGACAAGGAUAUUCAUAAAGCAAGCAAAGGUCGCAUGGUGAGAUGUUUGAAAUGCCCCAUUGCCUAUCACUCGGGAGAUGGCUGUAUUGCUGCAGGAAGUUUGUUUGUGUCAUCUCACAUUCUCAUCUGUAGUAACCAUCCCAAAAGGAGCAAUCACUCUUCAUCAGCUGUAAAUGUAGGCUUUUGUUUCGUUUGUGCAAGAGGGCUGAUAGUGCAGGAUCAUUCAGACCCCCUGUUCAGUUCAUAUGCCAAUAAGUCCCACUACCUACUGAAUGAAUCAAAUCGUGCUGAGUUGAUGAAAUUACCUAUGAUUCCUCCUUCUUCGUCAGCUUCCAAAAAGAAAUGUGAGAAAGGUGGGAAACUGUUGUGCUGUGAAUCAUGUCCUGCAUCCUUCCAUCCGGAAUGUCUUAACAUAGAGAUGCCAAAUGGCUCCAGCUCCUGGAAUUGCAAUGACUGUAAAGCUGGCAAGAAGCUACGAUACAAGCAGAUUGUUUGGGUCAAACUUGGAAAUUACAGGUGGUGGCCAGCUGAGAUCUGCAAUCCCAGGUCUGUUCCUCUCAACAUACAGGGCCUCAAACAUGAUAUCGGGGACUUCCCAGUUUUUUUCUUUGGUUCACAUGACUACUAUUGGGUACACCAGGGCAGAGUAUUCCCUUAUGUUGAAGGAGACAAAAGCUUUGCUGAGGGGCAAACUAAUAUUAACAAGACCUUCAAGAAAGCACUUGAAGAAGCAGCAAAACGCUUCCAGGAACUGAAAGCACAAAGAGAAAGCAAAGAAGCACUUGAAAUUGAGAGGAAUUCCAGAAAGCCACCACCCUAUAAACAUAUUAAGUCCAAUAAAGUAGUAGGGAAGGUUCAGAUUCAAGUGGCGGACUUAUCAGAAAUCCCUCGGUGUAACUGUAAGCCAACCGAUGAGAAUCCUUGCGGCCUGGAAUCCGAGUGUCUAAAUCGAAUGCUGCAGUAUGAGUGCCAUCCGCAAGUUUGUCCCGCGGGAGAACGGUGUCAAAACCAGUCUUUCACCAAAAGACUCUAUCCAGAAGCAGAAAUUAUAAAAACUGACCGGCGUGGUUGGGGCCUCAGGACAAAGCGGAACAUUAAAAAGGGUGAAUUUGUCAAUGAAUAUGUGGGUGAAUUAAUUGAUGAAGAAGAAUGCAGAUUGCGAAUCAAACGUGCCCAUGAGAACAGCGUGACUAAUUUUUAUAUGUUAACUGUUACAAAGGACCGCAUAAUAGACGCUGGCCCAAAAGGGAAUUAUUCUCGCUUUAUGAACCACAGCUGCAACCCCAACUGUGAAACCCAGAAAUGGACAGUGAACGGAGACGUCCGGGUUGGGCUUUUUGCUGUGCGUGAUAUUCCUGCAGGGAUGGAGUUAACAUUUAACUAUAAUUUGGAUUGCCUGGGGAAUGGCAGGACAGAAUGCCAUUGUGGAGCAGAUAACUGCAGUGGGUUCCUUGGAGUGCGGCCAAAGACGGCGUGUGCAACAGCAAAUGAAGAGAAAGCAAAAAAUGCAAAAUUGAAGCAGAAGAAACGGAAGAUCAAAACAGAGCAGAAGCAAAUGCACGAGGACAACUGUUUCCAGUGUGGAGAUGGGGGUGAAUUGGUCAUGUGUGACAAGAAAGACUGUCCCAAAGCGUACCACCUCCUCUGCCUUAACUUGACACAGCCGCCCUUUGGGAAAUGGGAAUGUCCAUGGCACCAGUGUGACAUCUGUGGCAGCCCUGCUACUUCAUUCUGUGAGUUCUGCCCCCAUUCUUAUUGCAGAGAUCAUGAAAAGGGAGCCCUCGUGUCCUCAGCAUUGGAUGGUCGUCCAUGCUGCUCUGAACACAAUCCCAAGGCGCCGGUGGCACCAGAAUAUUGGUGUAAGAUCAAACGCCGAUUGGAACAGCAGAAGCCUGAGGAAGAGGCGAAAGAAUGAACUUUCUUCCCUAACCCCCCCAAAACGCAAAACAAAACGAAACACCCCAAUCAUUGUGAAUUGAGAUAAUGUGCCAUGGGACCCUCAGACUUUGUCUUUAGAACUGCCUUCACAUAGCUCAAACAGGGACCACCUGAUCUGGAGUGGCAGUUAGCAGCCUGUGGUAUCAGUGGCCAGAUCCAUAUUAGCCCGCGACCAUGUCCUUUGGGCUCCUGAAGAACAGAAAGAAGUGUCUUAGCAACAUUUUGUUGUUAGAAGAAGAAACCUUUCUGACAUUGGGGAAAAAAAGAGACAUCAAGUUUAAAAUACGUUCUUUGAGUGUAGAAACCAAACAUAGCAAAAUAUUUAUUUAUUUAAUUUUUAACGGACUUCUGAGAGUUUCUGGUCCUAUUACAGUCAGUGUGUUUAAAAGGAAGAGGAGCACCAGCCUGGUAUCUAUCUGUGUAUGUAUCUAUAUCUCCCUCCCCUCAACCGGUCUAGUUUGGAAUGAGGAAAAAAGCUGCUCUGCUCACCAGGAGCCUUUCAGAUAAAGCAUUUUUUUUUGGGGGGGGGGGGGUGAAUCAAAAGUGUAUUGUGGCACUUGUUAGUGAGAUGCCUUCAUUCCAGUAACCUUUCUGUGACAAGAAUUUUGAGACGGGAAGAUGAUGUAUGUCACUUUACUUUCCAGAGCAUGAAUGGUGAUCUUGAUACCAGAAGUUCUCCCACAGGAAACUAGAUGCCAUCCACUUAAAUGUUGAAGUGAAUUCUAUUUGACACUACAUUUCCAGCAACUUCAAAAAGCACCAUCCACAGGGAACUUCCUAUGUGCAAUGUUUGUAAUCCCACUUUAUUUCAAAGGGGUUUGUGCAGGAGGGACUUUCAGUAGGCUUUGCCCAUAAUAAUGGUAGUGUGAAAAGGCUGUGGAGCAGCAUGGGGUUGUCUUGUGUUUUGCUCAGUGUCCUGUUUAAUUAUGCAUAUGUCACUUUCCUGCUGCUGUUGAAUUUUAGGUUGGUGAAGCAGAGAGGAUUAGGAACAGUGCUUUUCUUGCCUGCACAAGCCUUGACCAUGCUAAAGGAAUCAAAGUGGGGAACUCCUGACUUCACAGCUUGUUUAAUUUUUUCCCAAUCCUUCCCAUAGCUGGGGUUUAGUGAAAACGUACUCAUUUGAUCAUGUGCUGGACAGGAUUUUUAACUUUGUCCUGUGGGAUCAUUCGCCAAUAUAGGCCCUGGUUAUGCUUUAUCUUUUAAAUUUUAGCAGCUAAAAUUGGCCGCCAGUAUGUGAGCUUAUUUCAUGCCACAUUUGUCAGUGAUUCAAUAGCCUUGUAUAUCCCUGCUCCAAGUUUCUUCUCCCAGAAGAACUGGGAUGCUGAGGACGCUGUGCGAUCGGCAUUUUCAUUCUAGGGUCCUAUAAUUGGUUUGUUGUGCAGUUUUGUCAAAUGGAAUCUCUUUGUUGAAUAAGACCGGUCGGUCUUAGAAAAGAGCGUGCAUGUAUCGCAGAAACGCUUUUGUUAGUACUUCUUCCCAAUGCAACAGUAUAGCACUGAAGUGACCGAUUUAAUUUACACUUACUCCUAAUGGGUACUUUUAAUCUUGAAACUUUUUUGUAUGUGGCUGAUUAAUAAUAUCAUUGAUCUGUGAGACAGUGUACAGACAUAGAUUUGUCUGUACCAGAAAACAUAGUAAGCAGGUAUCCUCUUAACCAUAGAUUUCCUUGCUUAGCUCUUCUGACAAGGCUCUUUUUUCUUGCUUUAAAAAUGCUUGUAAUCUAAGGGAAAAGAAAAUGCAGCUUCUUUUUACCUCAUUUGUUUACAAGUUAAAAGAAUUACACUACAUUUCUUUGAAGCACCUGAAAAUGUCCUUUAGUUUCAGUUCAGGGUGGCAAUCCCUUUUUGCAACCCACUGAAUAUUUUGUGGUUUUGUUGCAUUUUUCUGACAAUAUAUGUUAGUUGAAUGGUACUGAGCCUAAAGGAAGAUGCCAAGUACUUGAUUAAACUAAUGAAGGGGGGGGGAUGAAACACUACAUUUUUUUAAUGUAUAUUAAAAACUUAGAUUUUAGUUUUCUGGUUGUAUUGUUUGACAGCUUUUCUCUCUUUAAUUCAUUUUUUUUUUUGAAAAACACUUUCUUUGUAAAAGAGUUUUGCUCCAAUCUAAAAUCCCAGAGUGCUCCAAACAGAGCGCAACAGAGUUUAUAGAGCUGCUCUGUCUUCUUAAAGCUGGUGGGUAUAGGAUUGUGCAAAUGCUAUACACUCCCACACACACACACACACCGGGGAGAGGGGCACUCUUGUGCUUUCUUCCAUACACUCCCUUGUCAUUUGACAAAUCAGAAUAGCAAAGCUGUGCCCCAUUUUUCUGAUGGUGCCAUUUUAGAUGGCAGAAAGUCAGUUCCAAAAGGCUUGACCGCAGUAGGCAACGGGUACCGUUUAAAGUUAUGAUGGCAUUUUGAAUUGUAGCUACUAAAUUAACUGUGGAUAGAACUAACUGUAAACAAAACAAAACAAAAAAACACCACCCCAUCCAAUAUCAGGUGUAUCACAUAACCCACACUACUUUAGUACCUUACAUUGUAUCUUCAUCUUCUCAGAUUUCCCUACCUUUCUUGACAGAGGUGUACGCUUUCAGCCCCUGCCUUUUUAUAGAAGAAUAAAGAGAUGCCUGUUGUAGUUGAUUGGAGCAGCCCUGAUGCUUUACAAGAGUGGUACUCAGAAGCAUCAUCAUUACUUACAUGUCAGUUGGGUACAAAUUUGGAGGGAAUUGUGGUGACAAAUAAUCUGUAAAUACAUAGAAUUAACUGU
Molecule: messenger RNA, 7485 nt
Organism: Sceloporus undulatus (fence lizard)
Lineage: Eukaryota; Metazoa; Chordata; Lepidosauria; Squamata; Phrynosomatidae
Gene: NSD3
Product: nuclear receptor binding SET domain protein 3
Biological process (GO): regulation of DNA-templated transcription
Cellular component (GO): chromatin; nucleus
Molecular function (GO): protein binding; histone H3K36 methyltransferase activity
Source: RefSeq, a predicted model, not a curated record